AUGGAAUGGUUUGUGAAGGGCUUUGGUAAACAAGUCCGCAGGUUGGUCGACAGAAGGAACAAAGCAAACUUGAUGACUUCCAAGAGCAACCUUUUCACGAACAAAGUGAUUGUCCAAUUCAAAGUGACGUGUGUGGGCAUGGAAAACUGGAUUGGUAGCCAUGUACGUGGUGCUGAGAUUGUCAUAAAAGAGUUGGAUCAGGAACCGAAGACGCACACCCAAUUCAUGAAGAAGGAAGCAGAGCCAAGUGGUUUCGGCACAAGCAUGAGAGAGGGCAGGAUAUUCUGA
Molecule: messenger RNA, 288 nt
Organism: Prunus armeniaca (apricot)
Lineage: Eukaryota; Viridiplantae; Streptophyta; Magnoliopsida; Rosales; Rosaceae
Source: the annotation of a GenBank genome assembly